AUGACCGCCACCAACGGGUUCAUAAUCGGCGACGGUUCGUGGAACCUCCAGGUGUACGUGUCCGAUCUACAGGUGGAACGGACACUCCGCGUCAAAGGCGACCUGCACAUCGGCGGUGUCAUGCUCCGGCUGGUCGAGGAUUUGGGUAAGUCGAAUUAGCAUUGUAAUAUUCUCACGUCACGUUACCGCGACCCGCGAACGUCCGAUUUGCUCGCCCGUCGACAUCCCAACGCACGGCAGGGGCAGGUGACCAAUAAUAAUAAUAAUAAUAAUAAUAACAAUUAAAAUGUCGUUCUCGCGGGUUCGCUGUUGUUCCGUGUGCGAAACAAUUUCUCCGCCACCGGCACACGUAUUGUGUGACGAGUUGUUGCCGACGACAAACGCGUAAACGCCGGCGCGGCGCAACUGCCAUUUAACAUUACAAUAUUUCGGUACCGAAUGGUUACGGGCGCAUGCCUAUUGUCAUCGUAACAAUAACCGUACACGGGUUACGACGGUUACGGACUCCCGGUUAAUGUAUUAAUUGUUUGCCGCAUACAUUAGGGCACUCCGGUGCGAGCGAUUUCACGCGGACACGGCAGUAUCACGGACGGUCAGACUGUCCGCAGGUCUAUAGACACGAUACUGACAACAUAGGUAAUAUUUUAAUCGUAUCGUAACAGGUCGCCGUGUACGUUUUAUCAACGAAACAAUAUUAUCGUUAUUACCAUUAUUGGGCGGGCGACGAAUACAAAUUACGAGCGUAAUAUUAAACAGGUACAUAACCCGUAAUAACAACAACAACAAUAUUACAUAAAACGGGUACGGUUUGUACGGUUUUCGUAUGCGCAGCGUUCAGUGGCGCCGAGUGCACGCGAAAAUGGCGAUUGAACUCCAAACCAAAGCCCAUACCCACACACCCACAACACUGA
Cinara cedri is the source of this 911-nucleotide messenger RNA. The record is from the annotation of a GenBank genome assembly. NCBI's taxonomy places the organism in Eukaryota, Metazoa, Arthropoda, Insecta, Hemiptera, Aphididae.